Molecule: messenger RNA, 3264 nt
Organism: Paramecium octaurelia
Lineage: Eukaryota; Ciliophora; Oligohymenophorea; Peniculida; Parameciidae
Source: the annotation of a GenBank genome assembly
AUGAAUUUGUACUUACUUUUAUUUCUCCUUCACUUUGAUUGCUAUCUAAUUAUCUUGAAUUCCACUAGAUAAGUGAUUAAUGAGUUUUGUGUCAAUCACGAAAGCAAGAAAGAUUUAAUAAUUGUCGUUGAAGAUGUGGUAGAGGAAGAAAUGGAAAUCUAAUGGGAAUUAUUGUACAUCAACACAGAUCCUGCCAUGACUGUCAACGGAUGCUUAACUUAACAAUACCAAAAGCGUGCGUAUACUGAUUGGGCUGUUAGAUUGGGUAAUCAAAUUUUGUUGGCAGAAAGACAAGAGUUUAAUUUUACUCUUUAGGAACCUCGCAGAUUCUAUAACUUAAUAGAUCUGCCUAUUUUCAAUGAUAGCAAUAAACUUGUAAUGAGUGGGGCGAUAUUUAAAAUUAAUAAUACUAAACUCCAGAUUAAUUCAGAUUAUUUCAUUAGAGUCACAGCGACUAAAAAUAAAAUUUAGAUCUUCUCUCAACUGUUAUAAAUUCGAAUUAUGAUUUUAAAAGGAGAUCUAAUUCCUAGGCAGAUUAUUUCCUUAUAAAAAUUAGUCGAUCUAGAUCAAACUUAAAUUAUUCUAACUACGGCAGCCACCUAUGAUUGGAAGAUCUUCAUCAAAGAUCCCACUAGAUUUGGGCCUAUUUUGUCAACAAUUUCUGAAUAGAAAACCUCCUUUAUAAACAUUUCAUUAACUCCAACAUGGACUGAUAAAUUAUAUAUUAUAACAAUCAUUGUUAUUGAUUCAGAUGGUGUUCAAUAUUACUAAACGGAUUGGUUUCAUCAGAAGGGACAACAAUGGACCUCCUAAUCUAUAAUUGAUUGCAAUAUCACCGUUCUAUCAGACAAUAACCUAUCGAAUUGGACAUAGAGAUAUUCUUGCUUAGAAUGGUCGACUGGAGAAUUAAAAGUACUCCUCCCCCAAUAUGAUUAUGUGCACUUCCUCUAAUACUCGGAAUGCAAUAACGAUGGAUAAUUGCAAUCUUCUUACCAACCUUUAUAAUAUUGCCUUUGCAAAGAUAACUAUACGGGAGAUCAAUGUUAAACUUAUAUAGACGAGGGUUAUUAUAAUUAGACUCAAUCCUAUUUUCAAAUUCUAAUCAAUAAUUUUCAAGCUCAAACAUUGGAUAAGUAAUAUUAUCUCCAUAACCAUAGCUCCACUUUUCAAAGAAUUCUCUACUUAUUGGUCAAAGAAACACAAGGAUACGAUUAAAUGCUGUUUGAUUUAGUAAACUCUAAGUCUUUCUAUUUUAGCCAGCAAUUGCUUUUAAUUUAUGAUACUCUAGCCAUUAAAUCCAUUAUUAACAAUAAAACCAAUAUAACCAUAGAUAUAUUCAAAUCUGUUUCAAAUAUCAAAAAUUUAUUCGAAAUGACUGGAAUAAUUUCAUACACUAAUUUUAUCUUUUAUAUAUCAACCAUUAAUUAAUUAAAACAAAUUGAAAAUAACACAUUCUUAUUGGAGUACACCUCAAAUACAUUUGUUGACUAUUCAUCAAAAUGUAUAUUUUUGAGCUCCAGCUUUAUCUUUGCCUAAAUGACACUUUAUUCACCUUAACUUAGCUAUUUUAUUGGAUCAAACAUUUAUUCAUAAUACAUGAACUGUUAAGUCUUCUCAAUCAAUACAAACCUUAUUUUAAACAUCAAUACUAACAUAACCAUUGUGACAAACUUUUUGCUUAGUCAGAUUCAAAGGCCUACACAAUUAAGAUGCAAAUCCAAUUCUACUAUUAAUAUAUGCAGGAUACAUAAAUUAUAUGACAAUUAUGCAGAAGCAAGUUUUGAUGCCUACUUUGGACCUUACGUAAUUGAAAGAUCCCCUAUUCAAAAAACAUUCGAUUAUUAAACAAUUGUAGAAUCAAUUUAAAAUCCCUCAUUUGACAUAUUGUUUAAUUUCAUGAUUAUACAUGUUUUAUUUAAUUUUUGAAUUUAUUCAUAUCUUAAAACAUUCUAAAAUUUUUCAUUAAAUUUAUACAUUGCUUAAAAAAGUAUAUANAUUUCUGAAUAGAAAACCUCCUUUAUAAACAUUUCAUUAACUCCAACAUGGACUGAUAAAUUAUAUAUUAUAACAAUCAUUGUUAUUGAUUCAGAUGGUGUUCAAUAUUACUAAACGGAUUGGUUUCAUCAGAAGGGACAACAAUGGACCUCCUAAUCUAUAAUUGAUUGCAAUAUCACCGUUCUAUCAGACAAUAACCUAUCGAAUUGGACAUAGAGAUAUUCUUGCUUAGAAUGGUCGACUGGAGAAUUAAAAGUACUCCUCCCCCAAUAUGAUUAUGUGCACUUCCUCUAAUACUCGGAAUGCAAUAACGAUGGAUAAUUGCAAUCUUCUUACCAACCUUUAUAAUAUUGCCUUUGCAAAGAUAACUAUACGGGAGAUCAAUGUUAAACUUAUAUAGACGAGGGUUAUUAUAAUUAGACUCAAUCCUAUUUUCAAAUUCUAAUCAAUAAUUUUCAAGCUCAAACAUUGGAUAAGUAAUAUUAUCUCCAUAACCAUAGCUCCACUUUUCAAAGAAUUCUCUACUUAUUGGUCAAAGAAACACAAGGAUACGAUUAAAUGCUGUUUGAUUUAGUAAACUCUAAGUCUUUCUAUUUUAGCCAGCAAUUGCUUUUAAUUUAUGAUACUCUAGCCAUUAAAUCCAUUAUUAACAAUAAAACCAAUAUAACCAUAGAUAUAUUCAAAUCUGUUUCAAAUAUCAAAAAUUUAUUCGAAAUGACUGGAAUAAUUUCAUACACUAAUUUUAUCUUUUAUAUAUCAACCAUUAAUUAAUUAAAACAAAUUGAAAAUAACACAUUCUUAUUGGAGUACACCUCAAAUACAUUUGUUGACUAUUCAUCAAAAUGUAUAUUUUUGAGCUCCAGCUUUAUCUUUGCCUAAAUGACACUUUAUUCACCUUAACUUAGCUAUUUUAUUGGAUCAAACAUUUAUUCAUAAUACAUGAACUGUUAAGUCUUCUCAAUCAAUACAAACCUUAUUUUAAACAUCAAUACUAACAUAACCAUUGUGACAAACUUUUUGCUUAGUCAGAUUCAAAGGCCUACACAAUUAAGAUGCAAAUCCAAUUCUACUAUUAAUAUAUGCAGGAUACAUAAAUUAUAUGACAAUUAUGCAGAAGCAAGUUUUGAUGCCUACUUUGGACCUUACGUAAUUGAAAGAUCCCCUAUUCAAAAAACAUUCGAUUAUUAAACAAUUGUAGAAUCAAUUUAAAAUCCCUCAUUUGACAUAUUGUUUAAUUUCAUGAUUAUACAUGUUUUAUUUAAUUUUUGA